GUGCGUGAGAUCCUAGGCCUGCUGCGUCCGUGCAGCCUGCACGUGGUGUUGUGUGUGCGUCCCACCGCGGCGGCCCCCCGAGCCCUCCCCACGGCAGCGCCCCCCCCGAGCCCUCCCUUCCAUCCUGAAGUCGUCGCGCGGCAGCUGAGGACGCUGGGGGUGGUCGCCAUGGCGCGCGCUCGUCGCCACGGAUACGCGGCACGCGUCCCCAUCCCAGAGUUCCUGCAGAGGUACGCCGAGCUGACGGCACUGGUGUGGAGUGCACGGAGACCCGGGCAGCGAGACGCUGACGCGUGCCAGGCAGUGCUACAGGUGGCAAAGCUCCAGGGCUGGCAGGUGGGAGUGUCGCGUGUGCUGCUCAAGUACUGGCAGGGCGACCACCUCGCUGCACUCUGCCUGCAGCUGAGACGCAAGAUCGUCAUCUGCCAGCAGGCGGUGCGCCGGUUUGUGCACUGGCGGCGCCGCUGCCGCACAAUGAGUGUGCACCGGCAGGAGGCGGUGGUGACACGCGAGUUUGUGACAGGCGUGGAGGACGCGUGCCUGCGUGUCUACGACUCGCUCGUCAUCCAGAACGCCUCAGACAUCGCGCGUGAGAGUGACCGCCUGCGCUCCGAGACGCACCGCGCCUAUCUGCGGGAUAAGCUUCAGCGGUGGCGCCGCGAGGAGGAGACGCGGCAGCGAGCGUCGUCUCCGCUCUCCCCCGCUAGAGAGCCGGCGCCCCCAUGGGGUCCCCUUCCCGACGACGCAGGGACCGUCGUCGCCCGGCAACCGUUGCCGCGGCAACGUGCAGAGUUGGAUGGCGGCGAUGGCGAAGUGGGGACCGUGGUUGCACGGCAACCGUUUCCAUGGCAACACGGGGACGAGGAGGAGGAGGAGGCGAUGAUGAUGAUGCAAGGGUGUCAGAGGGAGGAGCGUGAGGCCACGCCCACCCCAGCAUCUCCAAUGCCAAGGCGACGUGCGGAGGAGGGAGGUGGGUCCCCGUUACCACGGCGACGGGCGGAGGAGGGGGGCGGGUCCCCGUCACCAAGGAGACAAGCCCCUCCCCCCAAGCCCAAGAGGGAUCCCGGCACCAGGCUCAGCCAAUCGACGGAGGCCGUGAGCGGAGGCUCUGCCCCCGAGGAGCCAGCCAGGAGCCCUGCUGAGAACGGCGCAGGAUCGGGGAAGCCGCGGCCACACAGCGACGAGUUCUGCUCCAUCAAGAAGCAGCCGCCUCCCAAGCCCAAGCGACACCCGGAGACGCGGCUCAGCAGCUCCCAUGAGGACAUGCGCCGGCGCGCCGGAAGCGCCGGUGCCGAGAUGGAGCGGGCGCGCUCCUCCUCCUCCGCCGCCACCACCGUGCCUGCGCGUGACUCCCAGCUGCUCCUCCACCAGCAGCACCGGCAGCAGCAGCAGCCUCACAAGCAUCCCCAUCAUCAUCAGCAGCAGAAUCACCAUCAGCUAGCUGCCGCUGUGGCAAGUUGCCCGUCGGUAACGGCGCUGAGAGAUCAAAAAUCUGGUCGCUCGUCCCCUCCAAUGCCAUGUAGUACCAGCGGCCGUCGCUUUGCGGAACUGGAGCAGGCGGCCCGGCACAGUGACAGUGCCGGUGACGGUGAGGAGGAUGAGGAGCCGGUGUACGCCGAAAUGCUGUGCGUCGCCGCGCCGACAGACGGGAACGGCAAGGGCGGCGCCAUCGCCCUCGCCGAUGGUGCCUGCGACGAUGACGACAACGAUGACGAUGAAGAGGGAGAUGGAAUCUAUGAGGAGAUGCGGUUCGUGGCGCCAGAUGAUGGGCCAGCGCCGGAGUCAGCGGAGGCCAGCGCGAUCCCGGCGCCGUUCCCAGACCUGCCCCCAUACCGCCCGCCCCUGCUCGUGUUCCCGCCGGCACCGACGCGCUGCUCGCCCAACUCGGAUGAGUCCCCGCUCACGCCCAUCGAGGUGACGCGGCUCCUGCAGCUUGAGAGCACGGGCAAGGGGCGAGCCGAGCAGCAGCAGCGGGGGAGGGAGCACAGGACUAAACACCACCACAACCACCAUCAGAAGCACCACAACAACCACAGGCAACAGCAGCAGAGUCACGCGGCGGUGGCGAUCGCCGCAGACCCUCGAGGCGGCGUGCGCCGUCUCGGUAAGUCAUCGUCACUCCCGGCGAUGGAGCCGCCGGUGCGGCCGCCACCACUGCAGCCACGGCCAGGCCCAACGAAGAGCCGCUCACCCUCACCAGCACCGGUGGGCCCAGGAGGCUGGAGACUGGGCAGCUCCUCGUGACCUCCGUGACCACCACCACCAUCAUCCAUGACCCCCUUGAGUGGAUGCUGUGGGUGGGCUGUGGACCCGCCCCCCACCUCCCGUCUCCCCCCCCCCCGCCCCUGUUCUUCAGCUCCCGCAGGAGCCGUGAACGCUUCGAGAGGCAGAACUCACGAGUAUCGGUUUUAGAGACUGCAGCUGCUGCUGCGUCCCCUGACUCUCACAACCACCACCAAUGCAGCCGCCGUUCGCCACUAAGUGACGACGACGUCACCGCGGCGCCUGUGCCAGGCCUGAGAUCACCGGUAGAUGCACUAGCUGCACCAGCUGUACCGCCUACUUUCCGCAACAAUCACCACCACAACCACCGCGACCAACAGCAAACACACUGCCUGGAGCCCACACUUGGCAAUGCUAUGGUAACGACUACCGUCGCCUGUACCGGGCGUCACCACUACUUGCUACUGCUGCAGCCGCUGCUGCCGUGACCGCCACCCCGCCUACUGCAAGCAGGAGCCGCCGUACGUUUCCUCCUGGUGGCUUUGGUGGGUUUGGGGGAUUCUUCACCGGGUUCACUCUCAAAACUCUUGCAGCAGUGACAGCCGGUGAUGAAGUUGCGAACAAUGAACGGAUGAGCGAGUGAUCCUCACGCUCGACCACAACAACAACUGCACCGGCACUGAAUGAGCCCCGCAUUUGUGCGUGUGGGGAUGAGGAGCAGGAGGAGGCGGUGACUCCUAACACUCGCGCCAGAUGGCAGAGCGUGUGGCACCCGUUCACUGCAUUGGUGCUCGCAUCCCGUUCACAGCCUUGCAGAGCCGGUGGUAGGAAUUACACUUUGCUGUGGCCGAGGGCAACAACCUCCGUCGAUCUUCCCCACAACGUGGCGCUCGUUUUAUCGACUGCACAGAGCUGUGAUGGGGCCCCAAGUCAACCCCACCCCCAACCUCCGUCUAGAUCGUGAACUCACAGCCGUCCACUCGCUCCAGCCUGGCUCCAGCCUGGCUCCAGCCUGGCUCCAGCCUGGCUCCAGCCUGGCUCCAGCCUGGCUCCAGCCUGGCUCCAGCCUGGCUCCAGCCUGGCUCCAGCCUGGCUCCAGCCUGGCUCCAGCCUGGCUCCAGCCUGGCUCCACCGCUGAGCCUCGCGAACUGGGCGGGCGCCGGGACAGAACAGCACGGAGCGAACGCUGCGCAGUGGGGUAAAGUGUGGGUACACGCACCUCUUCUAAGACUUGCAGCUAGCAUGGGAGAGAAGGCCUACGUACCAGAGCUGUUUACCAGGGACCAGGUUACCACCCGGUGGGGGCAGCUUACCAUCUGGUGGGGCCGUGUAUGCGGCACGUGGUGAAUGAAGCUACCACGGUUACGAAGUGGGACAGACCUUAAACUAAACUAAGCUCUUUGGUUCUUUUGGUAAAGUCACGUAAGAGAUUAGUAUGGCAAUCUCUUACAUUUACGUACAAAUUUCUUCUCUAGCUCCGCCCACUUACCCUUGGGUUGCACCCACCAAAAGCUUUUAUAAACUCUUGUUGCAGCAGCUCUUUCUCCUACGUCAGCAGUUCCCCUGCUUUUUUGUCUCACCUGAUGACGGUUGCUUGUGUUGCGAUCUAAACGUCGUGAUCUAUUAAUUUUCUAUCUACGUGACUUUACCAAAAUAACCAAAGAGUAUGGAUUCCUGCAGUCACAAAAGCUUCAAAUUAAAUUAAACUAAGCUCUUUUACAUUUUACCAGGUAAAGUCCCACUGAGCUAUGUAGCUCUUUUAGAAGCCACCUGGAUAUCCGAAAUAUGAUAAGCUCGACGAAGUGGCUUAUCAUCACGUGGAAAUUUAUAGCGGCCAAAGACUAUAAACACACGUUGAUUCUAAACGUAGAGGGAAAAUCUGGAGGACCCGAAGAAAAAUCCACGCGACAAUGGGGAGAGACACGUGCAAACUCCAAAUAUACAGUAGGCGUCCAGGGUCGGGAUCGAACCCACAACCUUCUUCAUACCAGGCGAGGUAGUUGGCAUCUCCUAGCCACGGCACGCCAGGUGGAUGCGUGAUCUCUGAGUGGAUGUGAAAAUAAUCGUCAUCAUCAUAUUCGUUGUUAUUGUUGUCUUCAUCAUCGUCGUCGUCAUCAUCGUCAUCGUGGCGUGGGGUGGUUGGGAAUGUAAGCAACAAUAACAACACAAACACGCAGGCGAUUCCUCCUCCUCCCCCCCGUGCGUGGAAUAACGCUUUCCCUUACCCCGAUUGGGCCGCCACGGGCCUUCUGCGAGGGCGAGCGGUGAAUCUCCCCAUGCGUCCCCGAGAGUCCCCACGUGCCCUGCCUUGCCCAACACACUUCCACGUUCCCUGCCUUGCCCACACACACUCCCACAUUCCCUGCCUUGCCAACACACUCCCACGUGCCCUGCCUUGCCCACACACAUUCCCACAUACCACGCCUUGCCCACACACACUCUCCACGUGCCCUGCCUUGCUAACAUACUCCCACGUGCCCUGCUUUGUCCACACACACUCCCACAUACCACGCCUUGCCCACACACACUCCCACGUGCCCUGCCUUGCCCACACACACUCCCACGUGCCCUGCUUUGUCCACACACACUCCCACAUACCAUGCCUUGCCCACACACUCCCAAAUGCCCUGCCUUGCCCACACACACUCCCACAUGCCCUGCGUUGCCCACACACUCCUGGGGGGCACCAUCGCUCGGGGAGAGCGGCGCCCGUCCCGUGGCAGUCUCGACAGUGUGAUUUCUUUUGCAGAGCUGGAAAUCGGUAAAAGCUAAAGUGCGAGACCAGAUUUAAUUUUGAGUUUCUUGCGUGUUUGUGCCGUCAUUUGUGACCAGACCAUCAACUCGCUUACACUGUGAGUGUGGACGUUAAUACGCGAGUAUGAGUCUCUAUGUGAGUCUAUGGGUUUCCAUGUGAGUCUAUCGGUCUCUUUGUGAGUCUAUCGGUCUCUUUGUGAGUCUAUCAGUCUCUUUGUGAGUCCUUGGCUCUCUGUUUGAGUCUAUGGCUCUCUGUGUGAGUCUAUGGCUCUCUUUGUGAGUAUAUGGGCGUGUGUGUGAUUCUAUGCGAGUCCCAGACCCCGGUUUAAUUGUCGUGGGUUGGGGCUCUAUCCUGGUGUGGAAUCUAGGCUCUCGGCCAUGCCGGCUCCGCGUCAUUAUUAAACUAUAAACUAUUUUUAUUUUACCAGGUAAGGCCGACUGAGCUAUGUAGCUUUUUUUCAGAAGCGACAUGGCGAUCAAAAAUCAUAGCCAAACGAAGUGGCUUAUCAUUGUGUGGAAUUUUACAGCAGCCAAAUACUCGAAACCACGUGACGUUGAUUCUAUAUAUGGAGGGAAAAACUGGAAGACCCGUAGAAAAAUCCACGCAACCACGGGGAGAGAGACGCACACAAACUCCAAAUAUACAGCAGGCAUCAGGGUCGGGAUCUAUUGCACUACCUCUUGCAUACCAGUCGAGGUAGUCGGCAUCUCCUUGCCAUUGUGGCAUAGCUGCCCUGGGAGCCACGGCUCAGCCGCGCACACCGGCUAUGCUGCCGGACGCCAUGAACCUCCCGCUUCCUCGUGAACACGCAUCGCGCGUGUACGACUCUUGGAACCCCCCUUAUUGCUGGAAUUCUCAAACCCGUCGAAUGUGAGAGUGAAUCCCCGGGGAGAGUAUGUGGACGCGAGCGGCCGGGAGUCUCUGUACGGGUAGGCGGAGAGUCGGGCCGGCGCCUGUAAUCCUCUGGUGCUGCUGUGUGGAACCUUACUGCAGGAGACCACACAGGUCUCGUGAUAAUAAAACUAGGCUGACCGAUGACACAUGUCCACGAUUUUGGUCUGGAGUAACCUGCGUGUAAGGA
Molecule: messenger RNA, 6059 nt
Organism: Lethenteron reissneri (Far Eastern brook lamprey)
Lineage: Eukaryota; Metazoa; Chordata; Hyperoartia; Petromyzontiformes; Petromyzontidae
Product: unconventional myosin-XVI-like
Biological process (GO): neuron projection morphogenesis; negative regulation of G1/S transition of mitotic cell cycle; phosphatidylinositol 3-kinase/protein kinase B signal transduction
Cellular component (GO): nucleoplasm; perinuclear region of cytoplasm; myosin complex
Molecular function (GO): cytoskeletal motor activity; ATP binding; protein phosphatase binding
Source: RefSeq, a predicted model, not a curated record